CGCGCGGCGUCGGGCGACGCCUGUCCAGUCCCCGCAGCCUAGCGCGGGCGGCGGCGGGCGAUGGAGAGCAGAGCCCCGGGCCCCGCCGUCCUCCAGCGCGCUCCGCUGCAACCCUGCAGCUGAGCCAAGAGGCUCCGGCCCUGUGCGCCCUACCGCGGCCCCGCCACUAUGGCCGGCGUGUGGGCGCCGGAGCACUCGGUUGAAGCGCACAGCAACCAGUCAAGUGCUGCCGACGGCUGCGGCUCUGUGUCCGUGGCCUUCCCCAUCACCAUGAUGGUCACUGGCUUCGUGGGCAACGCGCUGGCCAUGUUGCUUGUGUCGCGCAGCUAUAGACGCCGGGAGAGCAAACGCAAAAAGUCUUUCCUGCUGUGCAUUGGCUGGCUGGCGCUCACCGACUUGGUGGGGCAGCUCCUGACCAGUCCGGUGGUCAUCCUCGUGUACCUGUCGCAGCGACGCUGGGAGCAGCUCGACCCAUCCGGGCGCCUGUGCACCUUCUUCGGGCUGACCAUGACAGUGUUUGGACUGUCCUCGCUCUUGGUGGCCAGCGCCAUGGCCGUGGAGCGCGCCCUGGCUAUCCGUGCGCCGCACUGGUAUGCCAGCCAUAUGAAGACUCGCGCCACGCGCGCGGUACUGCUGGGUGUGUGGCUGUCUGUGCUCGCCUUCGCGCUGCUGCCUGUGCUGGGCGUGGGCCGCUACAGCGUGCAGUGGCCGGGCACGUGGUGCUUCAUCAGCACCGGGCCGGCGGGCAACGAGACGGACUCUGCGCGGGAGCCGGGCAGCGUGGCCUUUGCCUCCGCCUUCGCCUGUCUGGGCUUGCUGGCUCUGGUGGUGACCUUUGCCUGCAACCUGGCGACCAUCAAAGCCCUGGUGUCCCGCUGCCGGGCCAAAGCCGCCGCCUCGCAGUCCAGCGCCCAGUGGGGCCGGAUCACCACGGAGACGGCCAUCCAGCUUAUGGGGAUCAUGUGUGUACUGUCCGUGUGCUGGUCGCCGCUAUUGAUAAUGAUGCUGAAAAUGAUCUUCAAUCAGAUGUCAGUUGAGCAAUGCAAGACGCAGAUGGGGAAGGAGAAGGAGUGCAAUUCCUUCCUAAUCGCCGUUCGCCUGGCUUCGCUGAACCAGAUCUUGGAUCCCUGGGUUUAUUUGCUGCUAAGAAAGAUCCUUCUUCGGAAGUUCUGCCAGAUCAGGGACCACACCAACUAUGCUUCCAGCUCUACCUCCUUGCCCUGCCCAGGCUCCUCAGUCCUGAUGUGGAGUGACCAGCUAGAAAGAUGAUGAACAACCUGAAGCGGACUUUCAUUGCAAUACCCACUUCCCUGAGUAUGAGAAUUUCUUCCCCCAGGGAAGGAUAACUGAAUCAUUUUGGAUUGUAUCUUCUUUCGGCCUCAUAUUUUAAGUUUUCCUUGCCAUUAAACACACCGAGACAAGCUUUCUUAUGAUAAUCUGAAAGUCUGGCCAUUAGCUGGUUCCUGUGAAGGACUCUGCACUUAAGAAGGGGGGCAAGACUGCAUAGAGCAGCAGAGAGAGACUCAGUGCAGAAGUGCCUCCAUCUCCAGCUUCCAGAACCUUUAUGGACAUGGAUACCUUCAUGUAUUUGAUAGUCUGCUUCUACUACAUAGAUCUGAAAAAGCAGCAUAGCUUUUUAACAGUGAAGCGCCAAUGUAUUGACAGCAAAUGUCCACCUAACAUGCCAUGAGCUGCACAAGAUAAAAAACCCUGCACGAGAGGGCAAGUGUUUUUCGCCAAGCAGCUGUAGGGCACCACAGAACUGUGUCCUUCUCAGUGAGACUGGGAAACAAGGUUUCUAACUUAAUUACUGGCCCCCCAGUAAUUCAGGAACCACGACAUGAUUUCUCCGUUUCUUAAAGGGAGAAGUUUAGCUAAAGACACAUUCCAGGUGUCACUAAUAGUUCCAAAGCUAGGUGACUAAGUGUUCAGUGAGAGCCGUUAAAAAGGAAAACCAGCUAAUCACCAUUCCAGUUCGAUGUUAUUUUUGAAUUACUAUCUACUUAAGAUUUCACAUAAUUUGUGCUCAGGUAGCACAAUCAAGAGGGGGGAGAGGGCAAAAUUACUAAGUGACAGUUAUUCUACAUCUAAGUCUGUGACUUUUUUUUAUGAAAUAAAAUGAUUUUGUCUGCAUUGAAAUAAUGGA
Molecule: messenger RNA, 2146 nt
Organism: Rattus rattus (black rat)
Lineage: Eukaryota; Metazoa; Chordata; Mammalia; Rodentia; Muridae
Gene: Ptger3
Product: prostaglandin E receptor 3
Exons: 4
Coding region: 169-1269 (366 amino acids)
Biological process (GO): adenylate cyclase-activating G protein-coupled receptor signaling pathway; phospholipase C-activating G protein-coupled receptor signaling pathway; intestine smooth muscle contraction
Cellular component (GO): plasma membrane
Molecular function (GO): prostaglandin E receptor activity
Source: RefSeq, a predicted model, not a curated record